AUGUCGUUCAAUUACUCUUCAAUCAUCGAUGAAAGUCUGUCGCCUGAUGAUCCGUUAUUUUGGAGUCGUCCAACGCCAAUCGAUUGUAAUCCCGUGCGUAUUGUUGGCAUCUUCUUAUGUGUCGCUUCGUUUGUUGGAAUCGUUUGUAAUGGAGCAUUACUUUAUGGUUUCGUUCGAUAUAAGCAACUUCGAUCACCAUCGAAUAUAUUCGUCAUGUUCAUUGCUGGAAUAGGGUUUUUCGCUUCCUGCACAAUUUUACCAUUAACCGGCACGUCGUCAAUCUAUUGUCAAUGGCUAUACCAACGAGCUGGCUGUCAAUUUAGUGCCUUGGUUGCAUUUUUAUACGGAUGCUCAAGUUCAUACUUACUUUGCGGAGUUAGUCUUAGUCGAUGUUACAUCAUUGUUCGACCAUUCAAAGCGAAAGACGUGACAGCAAGAAAAUGCGUUAUCAUUUCCGUCGUUGCAAUUCUUAUCGCUUUCAUAUGGACAAUAUUGCCCCUAGUUGGAUGGAAUGAAUACACCAUGGAGGGAGCUCGAACGUCGUGUUGCAUCAAUUGGUACGAUCGUCGUUUUUCAUAUGUAUCAUAUCUAUUUUUCCUCUUUAUUGUGGUGUAUUUGAUUCCAUUAAUUAUUCUGAUCACAGCAAAUACGAUUACUGUACAAGGAUUAAAGCGGAUGCAUUCAAAGAUCGAGAGAGGAAUUCAGACCGCAUUGAAUGCACGCCGUAUCGCAAUGGAACGGCGAAUUGUAAAAAGUAUUAUCAUAACAACAUGUGGAUUCAUUUUCACAUGGACGCCUUACGCUAUAACAUUCUUUGUUUCGGCAUUUCGAGGAAAAGAUUAUGCUCUCCCGCCCUUGACAACAUUCUUAUGUGCUUGCUUUGCCAAAACAUCAGUUAUCUGGAUUCCAAUUCUCUACAUUAGUACAUCCACUCAAUAUAGUUUUCAUUUUAUCAAUCAACAAUCAUUUGAACAAAAUGUCUCAGCUGAUCGUGCAAACACGGUAGUAGCAAACGGACCUCGAUUAUCUCGCAAAAUCAAUGGAUUACCAGCAAACGAUGGCGCGAAUGGCGAUUAA
Adineta ricciae is the source of this 1077-nucleotide messenger RNA. Lineage: Eukaryota; Metazoa; Rotifera; Eurotatoria; Adinetida; Adinetidae. The record is from the annotation of a GenBank genome assembly.